Molecule: messenger RNA, 3403 nt
Organism: Gaeumannomyces tritici R3-111a-1
Lineage: Eukaryota; Fungi; Ascomycota; Sordariomycetes; Magnaporthales; Magnaporthaceae
Product: catalase-3
Exons: 9
Coding region: 821-2968 (715 amino acids)
Biological process (GO): response to oxidative stress; hydrogen peroxide catabolic process
Cellular component (GO): cytosol
Molecular function (GO): heme binding; catalase activity
Source: RefSeq, a predicted model, not a curated record
GAAAUCCUUCAAAGCCUCGACUGCCCAGUGAACCCCGUCUGGAGGACCGGGGCGGUUGCUCUGGUGGCUGCAAUAUUGUUCCCCCGACGCAGCUAACCCAUCGGCGCCUUGGCCUUGCAGUCCGGAGGCGGCAGGGUCGACUCGGCUGGACCAGUGCUCCGGCCGGCGGCGUCAGCUGGGAGUUCGAUUACACAUCACAAACCCCGAGUCUGGGCCCAAAACAUGUUUUGCUGCUGCCUGUUCGGGUAGCUUGCAUCGAAUCGUCUCUUGUGAGAUGGAACUGUGAUGCAACGGCAAUCACGCCAAGGUACCGAUCGGUAUGUUUCUCGGUGUAGAGGUCCAGGUAUCAGCACCCUCAUCCUUCUACUCCAUAGCACGCCCUUGCAGUGGCACACACACAUACACACCCUCGCCAAUCUCUGCCAGUGGGGCUUCAGAUUGCGCUACCAAACUUUGUGCGUUGCUUGCUUCCAGUGCUCCCUCUCGUACCCCCCUCUGCUGGCGUUGGUACAAGUGUACACUGGGACAUGGGUCCAUGCGAGGCAACAUGGCACCUCCCAGCCAGCUCGUGGCUACCGCGGGUAGAUGCAGCAAGCAGCCUCCCACUGCAGCCUGGGCCGAGUGUCCCUCGAUAUGCAGACCUAUAAGAAGCUGGCCGGCUCGCACACGCUCUACCUCGAGUCUGCCUUUGCUCGGUGUCACUUGAGACCAGCCAAAAUAAACGUCAGGCUUUUCAGGAGGUCAGAACCUCAAGUGUGGACUCCAGCUUGUUACCCCAGGCAACACCUUCUCUGGGCAGCCCCGUCGAGCUACACACACGAUGCAUUUCUCCACAUCCCUCAUCACCUGGGCGAGCUUGGGCUUCCCCGGCCUCGCCCUCGCCGUCUGCCCCUAUGCGGACCCCUCCGCCUUCCGCCGCAGGGACGAGGCCGCGGCGCCCAACGGGGACUUUGCCGGCCAGUUCACCGUCGACAGCAAGGACAAGUUCCUCACCGACGACUUUGGCGGGCCCAUUGGCGACCAGUUCAGCCUCAAGGCCGGCGCCCGCGGCCCCACGCUGCUGGAAGACUUUAUUUUUCGCGAGAAGAUAACCCGGUUCGAUCACGAACGAGUCCCUGAGCGGGCCGUCCACGCGCGUGGGGCAGGUGCGUCCGGCACGUUCACCAGCUACGGGGAUUUCAGCAACAUCACGGCCGCGUCUUUUCUCGGCGCAGCUGGGAAGAAGACCGAGGUGUUUGUUCGUUUCUCCACCGUGGCCGGUUCUAGGGGAAGUGCAGACACCGUCAGGGAUAUCCGCGGGUUUGCCACCAGGCUCUACACGGACGAGGGAAACUUUGAUAUUGUUGGCAACAACGUCCCUGUGUUUUUCAUCCAGGAUGCUAUCCGUUUCCCUGACUUGAUCCACGCGGUCAAGCCCAGCCCGAACAAUGAGAUACCGCAGGCCGCGACUGCUCACGACAGCGCGUGGGACUUUUUCAGCUCGCAGCCGUCCACUAUGCAUGCUCUCUUCUGGGCCAUGUCACCGCACGGGACCCCGCGGUCGUUCCGCUACAUGGACGGGUUCGGCGUCCACUCGUUCCGCCUAGUGAACGACAAGGGCGAGUCGCACCUCGUCAAGUUCCAUUGGAAGACGAAACAGGGCCUGGCCAGUCUCAUCUGGGAGGAGGCCCAGGUCCUGAACGGCAAGAACGCCGAUUUCCACAGACAGGAUUUGUGGGAUGCCAUCCAGGCCGGCAACGGGCCCGAGUGGGAGCUCAGCAUCCAGCUGGUCAAGGAGGAGGACGCACUCACCUUUGGCUUCGACAUGCUCGACCCGACCAAGAUCCUCCCCCAAGAGCUGGCGCCACUCCAGCCCCUUGGGGUGAUGAAGCUGGACCGGAAUCCGACCAACUACUUUGCUGAGACGGAGCAGGUCAUGUUCCAAGUCGGCCAUGUUGUACGCGGUAUCGACUUCAGCGAAGACCCUCUUUUACAGGGGCGUGUGUUUAGCUACCUUGACACACAGCUAAACCGCAACGGCGGUCCCAACUUUGAGCAGAUUCCAGUAAACCGCCCCCGGGUUACUGUCCACAACAACCACCGCGACGGCGCGAUGCAGAUGAUGAUCCACAAGAACAUCUUCCCUUACACCCCCAGCGCGCUCAGCAACGGCCCCAAGCAGGCGGACCAGGAGAACGGGCGGGGCUUCUUCACGGCGCCCAAGCGCACGGUGUCGGGCGCGCUGAACCGCGCGCUCUCGCAGACCUUUGACGACCACUGGACGCAGCCGCGGCUCUUCUUCAACAGCCUGACCAGGGCGGAGCAGCAGAUGGUGGUCAACGCGAUCCGGUUCGAGCUCAGCAACGUCAAGGCCGGGGUGGUGCGCGAGAACGCGCUGCGGCAGAUCAACCGGAUCCACAACGGCGUCGCGGCCCGCGUGGCCAGGGCCCUCGGCAUGGAGGCGCCCGCGCCGGACCCGCGCUUCUACCACGACAACACGACGACCGGCCUCUCGGUCUUCGCCAAGCCGCUGACCAGCGUCAAGGGCCUGCGGGUGGCCGUGCUCGCGGCCGCUGGCUCGGCGGGCAACGCGGCCGGGUUGAGGGAUGGGCUCGAGGCCGAGGGCGUCGUCGUGACGGUCGUGGCCGAGUCUCAGGCCGCGGGCGUGAACGCGACCUACUCGGCGUCCGACGCCUCCGGCUUCGACGGCCUGCUGGUGGCGCCCGGCGCCGAGACCUUCUUCAGCGGCAACGGCACCAGGUCAACCCUGUUUCCGCUUGGCAGGCCCGCCGAGCUGGUGCUCGACGCCUACCGCUGGGGCAAGCCCGUCGGCGCGCUCGGCUCGGCGGCCGACGCGCUCGCUGGCGUGGGUGUGCCCGACGGCGACGGCGUCUUUAAAGGCAGCGACGCGGCGGCGCUGGUGAGGAACUUUACCACGGGGCUAAAGCAGUUCAAGUUCCUUGAUAGGUUCCCUGUCGAUGCGGAGUGAUGAGGGAGCGGUGUUGAACCUGUUUGCAGGGUUAUAUUUUGAUAUCUUUUUCUCUGUUCUUCGCACAUGCCUUAUUUACUUUCCCCCACCAUAACCGAGUCCACAUCUUUGAAGGGCCUCGCUUUGUUAUGCCCCUGCUUUGCAUUCUUCUGCCUAGGUAGGUUAACAAUGCACAACAUACUCGCAUGCAGGGACUAAGCAUCACGUGUGGCUGCUCUGCGAACCGUGAAUAGCAUAAAAUCAGGAGCCGCUCCGCUAAUUUGACGCCGGUGCACGGCCCUUCGGGGGCACCUUCGUUAAAUUGCCCUGAUUUUGAUUUUAAGCGUUUAAGGCAAAAGAAUAGAGUAAUACUGCUUUUUAGUGUUUUAACUCGUUCCUUAAAUAACACAAAAAAAAACAGUAAAGGCGUUAGGGAGGCUCAAAAGCGUAACUGUU